UCCAAACACUGGGCAAGUCAAAUCCGUAACGAGAGCUGCAAGUUAAUGGGACGACCUCAAUGAAAUAGCUCAACUGCAUUGCCGGCCACUGCGCCAGUCAAAUAUUAUUCGUUGUGGCCCCCAAAUAAAAUGCAAUUAUUGUCCAUCUAUCAAAUGGCCGAGUGUGUGUGCCCUGCCUGGUUUGUGGGCUUUUAAUUGGUUGGCCUGGUCCCGUCUGUUAACUAUUGGCACUGACUGUAUGGCCGGGCUCACUUGGCCAUGCAAAUGGAAAGUCUCGCAGUCAGAUUAUUGAGCAUACGGAAAGGAUAGGCUUCUGAAUUCAACUAAAAACAGUAGAUUGCUUGCGAAAUUCGAUUGAUGUGGAAAUUCCAUUUUUCCCUUCGAUGUAAAUUGAUUUUCGGAGCUGAUAAACAUUUUUAGUCGAACUCCAUUCGUGCGCUCCGAUUGCUUUUCCUUUCGGUCAAGAACCCUCAAUUAACAACUUUUAGGCAAAUGGACGAGUGGCGGAGAGGUGAGGGGUAACCCCAAUUAAAAACAACACAAGACAAAGAAGCGGAAGUGGAGGUAGCCGAAGAAAUUGAAAGUUUUGCCGCAUAACAAUUAAUUAAAUUUGUAUCCCUGCCUUCCUGCCUCUGUGUCGUUUGUGUUGUUUGUUGUGCAACACACACAAAAUAUUGAAUGUCAAACAAUGGCAGUUGUUUGCACUGAGUGGAAUAUUCCAACUGUAACUGAGUCCUGUAUAAUUAGAGCGGGACGGGCGGGGCGAACCCAGGUGAGUUGGAAGGACCUUGACUGAUGGGCGGAGUCGGUGGAGUGGGUGGUGUGGGUGUUGUGGCCGAGUGGGCGGCAGGAAGUGUAAGCGUAGACGUAAGCAUAAAAACAAUUAAAACUUUUGCCAAAGGCACAACUUGCUAACGCUGCACUGAAAUUAGUUUUAAGUUGUAAGUCUAAACUAAUACAUAUUUGUUGCAGAACCCACGGAAAGUUCCCCAGUGCACAAUGUGUACUUGUAAGUUAAAGAUAAAAAAUAUUGGCUAAUUGCAUCUUAAUAAGUAAAAGCUCUUAAACUAGCGUUUCUUUUUCGCAGUGCCCAAAUUAUGGCAACUAGUUCUUUCGAGUGCCUAUAAAAGCGGAGGCCAACAUUGCGUCUGACACUUGCCCAGAGCAGCUGACCACUCGAGUUGCGGCAAGAGCAUCGAUAGUAUCCACUUGAGUUCAUCCCAGGAAUGACUGACAGCGGGCAGCCUGCCAUUGCCGGCCACUUUUACCGGAUUCCCCGCAUCUCCGGCCUCAUUGUCGGCCUCUGGCCGCAAAGGAUCAGGGGCGGGGGCGGUCGUCCUUGGCACGCCCAUCUGCUCUUCGUGUUCGCUUUCGCCGUGGUGCUGGUGGGUGCGGUGGGCGAGGUGUCCUACGCCUGUGUCCACCUGGAUAACCUGGUGGUGGCGCUGGAGGCCUUCUGCCCCGGAACCACCAAGGCGGUCUGCGUUUUGAAGCUGUGGGUCUUCUUCCGCUCCAAUCGCCGGUGGGCGGAGCUGGUCCAGCGCCUGCGGGCCAUGUUGUGGCAAUCGCGGCGGCAGGAGGGCCAGAGGAUGCUGGUCGGACUGGCCACCACGGCCAACAGGCUGAGCCUGUUGCUCCUCAGCUCUGGCACGGCGACAAAUGCCGCCUUCAACUUGCAACCGCUGAUUAUGGGUCUCUACCGCUGGAUUGUGCAGCUGCCAGGUCAAGUCGAGCUGCCCUUUAAUAUCAUACUGCCCUCGUUUGCCGUGCAGCCAGGACUCUUUCCGCUCACCUACGUGCUCCUGACCGCUUCCGGUGCCUGCACCGUUUUCGCCUUCAGCUUCGUGGACGGAUUCUUCGUCUGCUCGUGCCUCUACAUCUGCGGCGCUUUCCGGCUGGUGCAGCAGGACAUUCGCAGGAUAUUUGCCGAUUUGCAUGGCGACUCAGUGGAUGUGUUCACCGAGGAGAUGAACGCGGAGGUGCGGCACAGACUGGCCCAAGUUGUCGAGCGGCACAAUGCGAUUAUCGAUUUCUGCACGGACCUAACACGCCAGUUCACCGUUAUCGUUUUAAUGCAUUUCCUGUCCGCCGCCUUCGUCCUUUGCUCGACCAUCCUGGACAUCAUGUUGAACACGUCGUCGCUGAGCGGCUUAACCUACAUCUGCUAUAUCAUCGCGGCCCUAACGCAGCUAUUCCUCUACUGCUUCGGAGGCAAUCACGUCAGCGAGAGUAGUGCGGCUGUGGCGGACGUGCUGUACGACAUUGAGUGGUACAAAUGCGAUGCGAGGACUAGGAAAGUGAUUUUAAUGAUAUUGCGCCGUUCGCAGCGGGCAAAAACAAUUGCGGUGCCGUUUUUUACGCCCUCACUGCCAGCAUUCGGAUCUAUACUCAGCACAGCCGGCUCAUAUAUCACGCUGCUGAAGACGUUCCUGUGAGCCCACGCGGCGUAUGAUUGAUAUGCCGGAUUGGGCGCUGUCCUUCGCUGUUUGUUUAAAUUAAGAGCUGCAACCGAACGGACCUCAAAUUGCCUGUGAAUAAAAGUGGACGGGUGGGCGGAGCAACAAGUGCCGCCUGUCCCGGCCGUAAUUGUUUCAUUUAAA
Molecule: messenger RNA, 2600 nt
Organism: Drosophila simulans
Lineage: Eukaryota; Metazoa; Arthropoda; Insecta; Diptera; Drosophilidae
Gene: Or22c
Product: odorant receptor 22c
Exons: 6
Coding region: 1227-2435 (402 amino acids)
Biological process (GO): sensory perception of smell; detection of chemical stimulus involved in sensory perception of smell
Cellular component (GO): plasma membrane
Molecular function (GO): odorant binding; olfactory receptor activity
Source: RefSeq, a predicted model, not a curated record